UCAGUUGGGAACGUGCGCUUGGCGACCGAGGAACUUCAAAGACAUCGCGCUAGUGGGUGAUCCAAAAAUAUACGCAUAUAUUUAUAUAUACCCAUCGUUAAAUAGCAGAAAAGCAGCGGAGGGAAAUGAAAAGUUGAGAAUCGAAUCUCCAAUAAACGUGUGCAAUGCAUUUCUGUUGGAUAUUGGUUAGCUUUCUUAGCCUCAAUAAAGUGCAGGCACAGUUUUACGGAGGCAGUACUUAUGGCUCAUCCAGUGGCCAAUCCAUUCGCCUUGGUCUUAUCACGGACGAUGCCACCGACAGAAUCCGGCAGACUUUCGAGCACGCCAUAUCGGUGGUGAACAACGAGCUCGGUAUUCCUUUGGCCGGAGAAACCGAGCAGGUGGCCUUCGGCAAUUCCGUCCAGGCCUUUGCCCAACUUUGUAGGCUGAUGCAGGGCGGAGUGGGCGCCGUCUUUGGGCCGGCUGCCAAGCACACUGCCUCUCACCUGCUGAACGCCUGCGACUCCAAGGACAUACCCUUCAUAUACCCGCAUUUAUCAUGGACUGGCCAGGUGGAUGGCUUCAAUCUGCACCCAAGUCCGGAGGAUAUAGCCCAUGCCCUCUACGACAUUGUCAACCAGUUUGAGUGGUCCCGCUUUAUAUUCUGCUAUGAAUCCGCUGAGUACCUGAACAUUUUGGACCACAUGAUGAGCCUGUAUGGCAUCAAGGGGCCUGUCAUCAAGGUAAUGCGCUAUGAUCUCAACUUGAAUGGCAACUACAAGUCGGUGCUGCGACGCAUCAGAAAAUCGGAGGACAGUCGCAUCGUGGUCGUGGGCUCCACUGAGGGCGUGGCCGAGCUACUGCGUCAGGCCCAACAGGUGGGCAUCAUGAACGAGGACUACACCUAUGUCAUUGGCAACCUGGACCUGCACACCUUCGAGCUGGAGGAGUACAAGUACAGUGAAGCCAACAUCACGGGCAUAAGGAUGUUCUCACCCGAGCAGGAGGAAGUGCGAGAACUGGUUGAAAAGUUACACCAGGAGCUGGGGGAAAGUGAGCCCACCAAUACGGGUAGGAAAGUGUAUUUGUAUGCAUCACAAAGUUAUGUUUUCGGUUCCUUGGCAGGCUCCUCAUCCAUCACCAUGUCCAUGGCCCUCACCUAUGAUGCAGUUCGCGUCAUUGCGGAGACAACCAAGCAUCUGCCGUACCAACCUCAGAUGCUCAACUGUUCCGAGCGCCAUGACAAUGUUCAACCAGAUGGCUCUACCUUCAGGAACUACAUGAGAUCGUUGGAGAUCAAGGAGAAAACGAUUACUGGUCGCAUCUAUUUCGAGGGCAAUGUGCGCAAGGGUUUUACCUUCGAUGUCAUCGAGCUGCAGACAAGUGGGCUGGUCAAGGUCGGCACCUGGGAGGAGGGCAAGGACUUUGAGUUCCAGCGGCCCCCUGAAGUAAUCAACUUCAAUGACAUCGACGAUGGCUCGCUGGUGAACAAAACCUUUAAGGUUCUGAUAUCUGUUGCGACCAAACCGUAUGCCAGUCUAGUCGAAAGUAUUGACACUCUAAUAGGCAACAAUCAGUACCAGGGCUAUGGAGUCGAUCUCAUCAAAGAGUUGGCCGAUAAGCUUGGAUUUAACUUUACCUUCCACGACGGUGGUAAUGACUAUGGCUCCUUCAACAAGACAACUAACUCGACCACAGGAAUGCUCAAGGAAAUUGUAGAGGGACGAGCGGAUUUGGCCAUCACUGAUCUAACCAUAACAUCGGAGCGAGAAGAAGUCAUUGAUUUCUCCAUACCCUUUAUGAAUCUGGGCAUAGCUAUUUUAUAUGUGAAGCCGCAGAAGGCUCCGCCCGCCCUUUUCUCCUUCAUGGACCCAUUUUCAUCGGAGGUCUGGCUUUACUUGGGCAUCGCCUAUGUGGGAGUGUCGCUCUGCUUCUUCAUCAUAGGGCGCCUUUCGCCCAUCGAAUGGGAUAACCCGUAUCCCUGCAUCGAGGAACCAGAAGAGCUGGAAAACCAGUUCACCAUCAACAAUUCCCUGUGGUUCACCACGGGAGCUUUACUGCAGCAAGGCUCGGAAAUUGCUCCCAAAGCCCUCAGCACACGUACGAUUUCGGCAAUUUGGUGGUUUUUCACUUUAAUUAUGGUCUCUUCCUACACGGCCAACUUGGCUGCCUUCUUGACCAUCGAGAAUCCAACAAGUCCCAUAAACAGCGUUGAGGACUUGGCCGAUAACAAAGACGAUGUUCAGUAUGGAGCUAAGCGUACAGGAUCCACCAGGAAUUUCUUUCUGACAUCGGAGGACCCCACCUAUAUGAAAAUGAACGAGUACAUGACCAAUCAUCCGGAGAUGCUGAUGGACAACAAUCAGGAUGGCGUAGACAAGGUGAAGGCGGGCACCAAGUACGCAUUUCUCAUGGAGUCCACCUCCAUUGAAUUCAACACGGUUAGGGAGUGCAACCUGACCAAAGUGGGAGACCCGCUGGAUGAGAAGGGUUAUGGCAUAGCCAUGGUGAAAAAUUGGCCGUAUCGCGAUAAGUUUAACAACGCCUUGCUGGAGCUGCAGGAGCAGGGCGUCUUGGCCAGGUUGAAAAACAAAUGGUGGAACGAAGUUGGCGCCGGUGUUUGCAGUGCAAAAAGCGAUAAUGAUGGCCCCUCUGAGUUGGGCGUCGACAAUUUAAGUGGUAUUUACGCUGUCCUGGCCAUCGGAUCCUGCAUUUCCAUGAUUGUCUCCAUACUAUGUUGGUGCUGCUUUGUGUACAAGAAAGCUAAGCUCUAUGCUGUUCCCUUUUGCGAUGCCCUGGCUGAGGAAUUCAAAAUUGUCAUCCACUUCUCGGAAAAUGAACGAGCCCUGAAAAGCGCCCAGUCGAUCUACUCCCGCAGUCGGAAUUCAUCGCAGUCAAUAGAGUCCCUAAAAACGGAUUCCGAGGAGAACAUAUCGGCUGAGGAUUAA
Molecule: messenger RNA, 2927 nt
Organism: Drosophila gunungcola (fruit fly)
Lineage: Eukaryota; Metazoa; Arthropoda; Insecta; Diptera; Drosophilidae
Gene: GluRIID
Product: glutamate receptor ionotropic, kainate 2
Exons: 12
Coding region: 165-2927 (920 amino acids)
Biological process (GO): synaptic transmission, glutamatergic; monoatomic ion transport; modulation of chemical synaptic transmission
Cellular component (GO): plasma membrane; postsynaptic membrane
Molecular function (GO): transmitter-gated monoatomic ion channel activity involved in regulation of postsynaptic membrane potential; glutamate-gated receptor activity
Source: RefSeq, a predicted model, not a curated record